ACUAUACAACUUGAUUUAAUUUAAUUUCAUUUAAUACAUCCUCUCGCACUCUCACCGGAACACACUGGCAGUACUCCACAGCAUCACCGCAACAACAUCACAAUGAAGGACGAUUUCCAAUCCGACACACCCUCCGUUCUCCGUCUCAACAUCGGAGGGAAGAAGUUCUCGACGACGAUCGAUACGAUGACACAUCGCGAGCCAGAUUCAAUGCUCGCUGCUAUGUUCAGUGGUCGCCAUACUCUUCCUCAAGAUCCUCACAAGGGAUAUGUGUUUGUUGAUAGGGAUGGUACGCACUUCAGACACAUUCUCAAUUGGUUAAGGGACGGCGUGGUGCCCACUCUCGAGGAAGCUGAAUAUGCAGAGCUGUUGAGGGAAGCUGAGUACUAUCAGCUACUUGGGCUUGUAGAUGGAAUCCAAGACGUCCUUAAUAAGAGGAAGGAAGAUGACGAGCUCCGAACAGAAUUGACGCGUACUGAUAUCAUCAAGUGUAUACAAUCUGAUAAAGUCAGGUUUCGAGGGGUUAAUCUUUCUGGCAUCGACCUCUCUAAACUGGAUUUAUCAUUUGUGGAUUUCAGCUAUGCAUGUCUUAAAAAUGUCUUCUUUUCAAGAGUAAAUCUUCAAUGUGCAAAGUUUCGGGAUGUUGAUGCCGAGGGCUCCAUCUUUCACAAUGCAAAUUUGCGGGAAUGUGAGUUUACUGGGGCAAAUCUCCGUGGUGCUUUAUUGGCUGGUGCAUGCCUUCAGAGUGCAAAUCUACAAGAUGCUUGUUUAGUAGAUUGUAGCUUCUGUGAAGCAGACCUGCGAUCUGCACAUCUACAGGUUCAUCGGAGUAUAUUCUUUACCUUUGGUAAUAAAGGAUAUUCCUGUAUAAUCUCCUUCCUGUCAUUUUCCGUAGAAGUUAGAAGUGGAAUGCAUAAACUAGCCUCUUUAUUGCAUUUUCCUAUAACUUCUGUUAAUAUUUGGAGCGACAACAAAAGCCUUUUUCAUCUAGGUAUAGUCAGUCAAUUGCAAGAAUCACAUGACAUGAUAAAAUCCUAUCAUAAAUUAAUCUAUUGACACCAUUUAGGCCUAAAAUCAUUCUAAGUGAUUUGGCCUUUAGUUUUCCUUGGUCGCUCAUUAACACUUAUUUCUACUCGUAUCUACUCUAUUCUCCUUUUUGAGACUUCUAUAAGUUUUCCACACAUAUAGAGACCACAUAAAGCAAUGAUCUACUAUUUUUCUGCAACUGAUGCCAUCCCGAUUUUCUCAUCAAUAUUGUGUUUAGUCAUUCUUAAUCCUAUUUGUGGUUCAACCAUUGGUUAAUUAGAAUUGUCCUGUUCCGCUGUAAACUAGAGCUAUGAUCCUAUAUCUGUUUAACCUUUUGAGAUCCACAACGCCAUUCAUCCGAUACUUUUCUACAAUUAAUGGCGAAUAAAUCAUUUAAGUUUCAGCCAGUGAAGGUUGGGUCUAGCUGAAGGGGCUAGUCUCGCACGAAAUGGCGAACUAAGGUUCAAAUUCCAACUGAGAAGCGUCCACAUUAAGUGACGGGUUUUAGCUUGAAACAUGCAGCACUAGUGUAGUAGUAUUGUAUCUUGAUUAUUGGUUUGAGGUGGUUGAU
This is a messenger RNA of Vicia villosa (hairy vetch), 1597 nucleotides long. Its product is annotated as FH protein interacting protein FIP2-like. The coding region runs from base 103 to 1056 and encodes 317 amino acids. The transcript is spliced from 9 exons. NCBI's taxonomy places the organism in Eukaryota, Viridiplantae, Streptophyta, Magnoliopsida, Fabales, Fabaceae. Gene Ontology annotation, molecular function: protein binding. The record is from RefSeq and is a predicted model, not a curated record. Gene Ontology annotation, biological process: protein homooligomerization.